Molecule: messenger RNA, 921 nt
Organism: Gopherus evgoodei (Goodes thornscrub tortoise)
Lineage: Eukaryota; Metazoa; Chordata; Testudines; Testudinidae
Product: putative protein TPRXL
Exons: 1
Coding region: 1-921 (306 amino acids)
Source: RefSeq, a predicted model, not a curated record
AUGGAAGGAGACGCCACGGCGACCCCUAGCAACGCCAGCAAGGCCCUUGGCAGUGUCACUGUAGCCCUGAGCGACACCAUGGCGACCCCUAGCAACGCCAGCAAGGCCCUUGGCAGUGUCACUGUAGCCCUGAGCGACACCACGGCGACCCCUAGCAACGCCAGCAAGGCCCUUGGCAGUGUCACUGUAGCCCUGAGCGACACCACGGCGACCCCUAGCAACGCCAGCAAGGCCCUUGGCGGUGUCACGGUAGCCCCGAGCGACGCCACGGCGACCCCUAGCGAUGCCAGCAAGGCCCUUGGCGGUGUUAGGGUAGCCCCGAGCGACGCCAUGGCGACCCCUAGCAACGCCAGCAAGGCCCUUGGCAGUGUCACUGUAGCCCCGAGCAAUGCCACGGCGACCCCUAGCGACGCCAGCAAGGCCCUUGGAGGUGUUACGGUAGCCCCGAGCGAUGCCACGGCGACCCCUAGCGACGCCAGCAAGGCCCUUGGAGGUGUUACGGUAGCCCCGAGCGAUGCCACGGCGACCCCUAGCGAUGCCAGCAAGGCCCUUGGCGGUGUUAGGGUAGCCCCGAGCGACACCACGGCGACCCCUAGCAACGCCAGCAAGGCCCUUGGCGGUGUCAUGCUAGCCCCGAACGACACCAUGGCGACCCCUAGCAACGCCAGCAAGGCCCUUGGCAGUGUCACUGUAGCCCUGAGCGACACCACGGCGACCCCUAGCGAUGCCAGCAAGGCCCUUGGCGGUGUUAGGGUAGCCCCGAGCGACGCCACGGCGACCCCUAGCGACGCCAGCAAGGCCCUUGGCGGUGUCAGGGUAGCCCCGAGCGAUGCCACGGCGACCCCUAGCGACGCCAGCAAGGCCCUUGGCAAUCGGCAACCCCUAGAGACCCCAGUGCAGCCCUUGGCAAUGUCACGGUAG